Messenger RNA from Exophiala mesophila, 1983 nucleotides. RefSeq names its product protein disulfide-isomerase domain. Gene Ontology annotation, biological process: response to endoplasmic reticulum stress; protein folding. The transcript has 4 exons. Gene Ontology annotation, cellular component: endoplasmic reticulum. Lineage: Eukaryota; Fungi; Ascomycota; Eurotiomycetes; Chaetothyriales; Herpotrichiellaceae. The record is from RefSeq and is a predicted model, not a curated record. The coding region runs from base 251 to 1867 and encodes 538 amino acids. Gene Ontology annotation, molecular function: protein disulfide isomerase activity.
CAUUGCACCUGCACACGGCCGCCUCUGUGCAUCUUGCCUCUCCAAAAAAGUUGACACCUCUCCUCUCUGGAGACACUCAAUUCUGGGCGAAUCCACCCUUGCCUUUUGACCCUCGAGGCGCCGCAUGCUUUCAUCUCAUAUUACUUCUUGAGAUUCAUCCACCUCUCUCAUCGUGAACUUAUAGUUCUCGUUUACAUUCCUUCCCAUCUUCCCUUCCUUCCUCCACUUCUACACACCAACCACCCUCAUAAUGCGAUCGUUCAAAGCGCUGGCCGCCACGGGCUUGACCCUUGCGGCUCUCGCCUCCGCAAGCGAUGUCCAUGACCUAACCGCAGAUACCUUUAAGCAGUUUGUGUCGGACAACGACCUAGUCCUUGCAGAGUUCUUUGCUCCUUGGUGCGGCCACUGCAAAGCCCUCGCUCCCGAGUAUGAAGAGGCUGCCACCACGUUGAAAGAGAAAAAUAUCGCCUUGGUCAAAGUCGACUGCACCUCCGAAGGAGACCUAUGCAAAGACUACGGUGUCGAGGGAUAUCCCACAGUCAAGGUUUUCCGUGGCCUUGAUAAUAUCAAGCCAUACACUGGAGCCAGAAAAGCCCCUGCGAUUGUCUCGUACAUGACAAAGCAGGCUCUUCCUGCUGUCUCAAUCCUCACUGCCGAUACCCUCGAAGAGUUCAAGACCACAGACAAGGUUGUCGUUGUAGCUUACAUUGCUGCCGACGAUAAAACAUCCAACCAGACAUAUACGGCCCUCGCCGAGUCAUUACGAGAUGACUACAUCUUCGGCGCCACUAACGACGCCGCUCUUGCCACCGCCGAAGGUGUCAAGCAACCCUCGAUUGUACUUUAUAAGGAGUUCGAUGAAGGCAAGAACAUUUUCUCUGAGGCUUUCCAACAAGAAACCAUUUCGUCCUUCAUCAGCACGUCUUCCACUCCCUUGGUUGGCGAAGUUGGCCCAGAGACUUAUGCAGGGUACAUUAACUCUGGUAUUCCUCUCGCCUACAUCUUUUCCGAGACUCCAGAAGAACGUGCAUCUCUUGCCGAUGAACUUCGAUCCCUGGCCGAGAAACACAAAGGAGUGAUCAACUUUGCGACCAUCGACGCAAAGGCCUUUGGCGCGCAUGCUGCCAACCUCAACCUACCAACGGAUCAGUUUCCUUCUUUUGCCAUCCAAGACACGGUCAAGAACGAGAAGUUCCCCUUCGAGGGCAGCUCGUUGACCGCCGACAAGAUUGGUGCUUUCGUCAAGGACUUUGUUGACGGCAAGAUUGCACCCAGCAUCAAAUCCGAACCCAUCCCAGAGACACAGGAAGGCUCAGUCACAGUCGUUGUCGCUCAUUCCUACAAGGACAUCGUUUUGGACGACACCAAGGACGUUCUUUUGGAGUUCUAUGCCCCUUGGUGUGGACACUGUAAAGCCCUUGCACCAACCUAUGAGAAACUCGGCGAGCUCUACUCCAGCCCCGAGUUCUCUUCCAAGGUGACUGUCGCGAAGAUCGAUGCCACUUUGAAUGAUGUUCCUGAUGAGAUCUCGGGAUUCCCCACUAUCAAGCUCUAUCCAGCUGGUGCCAAAGACUCGCCGGUCGACUACUCUGGCUCUCGUACCUUGGAGGACCUUGCCGCCUUUAUCAAGGAUAACGGCAAGCAUGGUGUGGACGGCCUCGCAGCUCAAGCGGCGGAUGAGGACGUCGAGAUGGAGGAUGUCUCCACCGCUGCUGGCGAGACGCAGGCCAAGGCCGCUCCUGCUGCAACCACUGACGGUGAAGGUAUCGUUGAUGCCGUCAAAAGUGCCGUCAGUGGCGCCGCCGAGGCCGCGUCGACCUUCGUGGCCGACGACGACGUUGGAGUUGCAGAGCACGAUGAAUUGUAAAAUAACUUACUCCAUCCUGUCCAUCUUUGGGAUUGUACGUGGUCAGGUUUUGGUCACGUCAUCGUGGCAAUCUCAUAUAACGCUGUAAAAUCAUCAUUUGAUACUAUGACUUUGUG